AUGUUUGCAUUAAAAUAACUUUACAGAGGCAGCAGUAAUCUUUUCAAGGCAAACAAAAAUACCACACAGCUUUUUAGCCUACUUGCCAAGUAUCAGCAACCUAUGAUGAUUAUGAAUCAAAAUAGAUGGUUCUCGGCCUUCGUGAACCAUAGAGACACCGAAGACAACAGAGAAGACACUCCCUUUGAGUUCACCCCUGAAAAUUAUGAAUAAAUCAAUGAGAUUAUUGCCAAGUACCCUUCAAAUUACAAACACUCCGCAGUCAUCCCUCUACUCUUUGUUGCCUAGAAAUAAAAUGCUAACUUCCUAACCUUAUCAGCAAUGAAUAAAAUCGCAAAGAUUUUAGAUAUGGCACCAAUGCAAGUAUACGAAGUCGCCUCAUUCUAUACUAUGUUUAACAGAACUAAGGUCGGCAAAUAUCACUUACAAGUUUGUGGAACAACCCCUUGCAUGCUUCGAGGAGCUAGAGAUGUUAUGCAAGCUAUUAGGGAAUACGCUCAUAUUAACAAUGAUGAAAUCAGUGAAGAUGGUCUAUUCACAAUAAGUGAGGUUGAGUGCUUAGGUGCUUGUGUGAAUGCCCCCAUGAUGCAAGUAAAUAAUGAGUGGUUCUAUGAGGAUCUUACCCCAGAGAACACUAUAGCUUUACUUGAGAAAUGGAAGAAAGGUGAGGAACCAAACGUUGGUCCCUAAAUAAAUAGAAAUUGCUCUGAAGGUCCCCUUGGAAGAACAUCUCUUUUCAAGCCAGAGGAGAUUGAAGGAGUUCACGAAAGAGAUUUUGUUGAAGUUAAAAAGUAAUACGAUGAAGCUAAAGCAAAGGCCGCCGCUGCUGCAGCUGCUGCAAAGAAAUGA
Stylonychia lemnae is the source of this 849-nucleotide messenger RNA. Lineage: Eukaryota; Ciliophora; Spirotrichea; Sporadotrichida; Oxytrichidae. The record is from the annotation of a GenBank genome assembly.